Molecule: messenger RNA, 1881 nt
Organism: Sporothrix brasiliensis 5110
Lineage: Eukaryota; Fungi; Ascomycota; Sordariomycetes; Ophiostomatales; Ophiostomataceae
Product: c6 zinc finger domain containing protein
Exons: 1
Coding region: 1-1881 (626 amino acids)
Biological process (GO): DNA-templated transcription
Cellular component (GO): nucleus
Molecular function (GO): DNA binding; zinc ion binding
Source: RefSeq, a predicted model, not a curated record
AUGGCCAACUUUGGCGACGUGACCAUGCUUAAACGCACGCUUGGUCUGCAGCAAGACCGUUACUCCCAGUACAUUGGACCAACCACCGACUUUGAGCCCUCACUCAUCAAUCUCUCUUCUUUUGAUCCUCACGAUGAGAGUCUGUUGUCGCGUGGCACUCUGCGAAAGGUUAGCGAUGUCGAGACUUUCCUGUUGUUACCCGACCAGAAUACACCAGGAUUCGAGCACAUCAACGAAGAUAUCGACGAGAUCGAGCGUAUCGUCGCACCAAACGGUCGGCGACUCGUCGACCUCUACUUCCGCGUCGUUCAUCCGAGCUUUCCGAUCAUCCAAAAGACGGUGUUUUACGAAAAGUACGAAAACGCACUUCGCGACAUACAACCGGCCCUUCUUGCUGCUAUCUAUAUCCUCGCAAUCAACUGGUGGGAUCUGGACGAGGAGCUGUCCAACCAGGUCCGCCCCGAUGUCCCUGAACUCGAGCGGCUUGUCCGCACAACACUGGCCGACUCGAUGUUCCGCCCCAAGCUGUCCACGGUGCAGGCUGGCCUGUUGCUGUCACAGCGGCCCGAGGGUGACCAAUGGGCGCCGACAGCCCAGCUGGUGGCGAUUGCCCAGGAGCUCGGUCUGCACUUGGACUGCACGAACUGGAAGAUCCCGCCCUGGGAGCGCGGGUCGCGGAAACGACUUGCGUGGGCGCUGUAUAUGCAGGACAAAUGGGGUGCACUCGUCCACGGCCGACCGUCGCACAUUUUUGCCAACAACUGGGCCGUGAAGCAGCUGCUGCCCAACGAUUUCCAGGAUGUUGAGUGGGACGAAGACGAUACGGAGGAGCGCAUCGAGAUCGAGCGCGGUCGCACGUUGUUUGUGCAAAUGGUGCAGCUGACACAGGUCAUGGCGGAGAUCCUCGAUACGUUUUAUACGCUGCAGGCGAUGGAGAGCGUGACGGCUGCCGGCCCACAGGGCACGCAGCUCGUGUUGACACUCGCCAAGCCGAUCCAGUUGAAGUUGAAGGAAUGGUACUCGGCGCUGCCGGCGGCCGUGCGCAUGGACUCGUCGGUGUCCGCAGGCGGAUCGACAAACAUCAGCGGGCUCCGCCUGUCCAGCAUUGGCUACCUCCACUUGGCGUACUUUGCAGCCGAGAUUACCCUGCAUCGCCGCAUCAUCCGAUCCAUGACGUCGCCGGUCGACUCGCAGUCCAGCACACCGCAACUGGCUUCGUCUCCGACUAUGCUGUCGAACAGCAGCAGCGCCGCUAAUCUGACGGCGAGUGUCGGCGGUGCUGAGCCGUACGUGCAGCACAUCUGUCGCUCGGCCGCCAAAGCACGCCUCAUCUCGGCCAUGGAUUUUGUCAACCGUCUCACCCCAAGCCAUCUACGUGCGUUCUGGUACUUUGCUUCCAAGACCAACUUUGCUCUGAUCGGUACCUUUGGUAGUUUGCUAUGGGCCACGUCUCCGGGCCGCGAAGAGGCCGACUGGUAUCGCCGGCGGCUAGGCGAGUACCGGUGGACGUUGUCCGUCAGCUCCAAGCCUGGCGAGGGCAAGGGUCUGACCAACUUUGCCAUGGGCAUGCUCGAUAUCAGCACCGGCCUGCUUAAGACGCUUCCCGAGAAGCCGAGUUUCAGCCGCAGCGCCAGCGUUGUCGAUAUGGACGCGGCCCGCCGCCAGAGCAUCCUGGCUCUGGGUGUCGGCACGGGCGGUCUCGGCAGCGGUGCAACAAGUAGUUCGUUUGGCGGCGGUGGCGGAUACGGCAACAGCUUCAGCGGUCUCCACAGCACGGACGCGAGCAACGCGCAAAGCCCCAAGAGCUCCGAUGAUGAUAGCAGCGACGAGGGCGACUACGCCAAUUUUGGCCCGUCGGGUAUGGCGAACAUUGCCGAGUAA